Penicillium salamii is the source of this 207-nucleotide messenger RNA. Lineage: Eukaryota; Fungi; Ascomycota; Eurotiomycetes; Eurotiales; Aspergillaceae. The record is from the annotation of a GenBank genome assembly.
AUGGACUCAAGCUGCGCUAUGCACUGUUGGCGGUGUUUGGAGGAUUACAGCCAAACCAUCUUAGCACAUACCCAAUCGCAAAUAGCAAUGCUGGUUGGUUUAGAUGGAAGCCAAGGAGUGAGAAAUGAUAUAGAUGAUAACACCGGCAGUGAUAUGCUCGAGUUUCAAGAGCCAAGCUUACACAAAUUGGAGAGACGAAACUGCUCG